UAAACAUAUGCAAGUUGUCAAAAAAUUCAAAGUGGAAACAUUUUGCACAAAGAAAAAGCACUUUCCCACGAAAUUUCAUUGAAAAUGUCAAAAGACCCACCUUUCAUUUACCAAAUUCUACGUUAAAUUCGUCUCUUUCACAGUUUCACCCCUUGCAUACUUUCAAAGAAACACAAAGAACAAGAGAAAAGCAAGAAAAAAGAAUAUGGGGUGGACAUGGAAGGAAUCACACUUAGACUUAUUUUUGGUGCCAUUAGGGUUACUAAUCAUGUGUAUCUAUCAUCUAAUCCUUCUCUACAGAUACCAUAUCAUUCCCGAAACCACAACAAUCGGGUUUGAAAACCAUAAUAAAAGUGCAUGGGUUGAGAAAAUGCUUCAGAUUGAAACUAGAGAUAGAGGGUUUGCUGUAUCGGUCCUUAGUAGUAACUUAAAUGGAGCAAUCUCUUUGGCUUCAAUUUCUUUAGUUUUAUGUUCUCUUAUCGGAGCUCUACUUGGAGGUUCUUCCACAAACUUCUUCACAAGCCAUUUUAUCUAUGGGGAUAAAAGUCACACCACUAGGUCAAUAAAGUACAUCUCCAUAAUAACUUUCUUCUUGUUAGCAUUUGCAUGUUUUGUACAAACCACACGACAUUUUGUGCAUGCUAGUUUCCUCAUUAGCAUGCCUAAAGGUGAUGUUCCUAUGAAAUAUAUCCAAAAGGCAUUGAUACGAGGAAGUAUCUUUUGGCUUGUUGGAUUGCGUGUGCUCUAUAUUUCAGGGACUUUGGUUUUAUGGAUCUUUGGUCCAAUUCCAAUGCUUGUUUCAUCGGUAGUUUUAGUUGUACUUUGGCAUUUUUUGGAUACUAAUAAAGAUGAAAUGAUUCGGUAUCAAUCGAACCAUAAUGGUGGCAACUUUUUGAGGAAUAAUAAUAUCGGUAGCUUUUGACUAUGGUGGAAGGUCAAAGAGAGAAGAAACAAUCCCGCUAGAGUCUCAAGGAAGAUGAGUUUCACUUGGGUCCUAUCUUAUUUGUUAGUUGAUUUGGUUGAUAAAUAUUUCUGUAUCUUUUAAGAUGAAUAAUGUUCCUAAGUGUAAUGUAUGUAUAAAAAGGAUUUGGCAAUGAAAUUAUAACAUAGAAC
Messenger RNA from Lactuca saligna, 1113 nucleotides. The record is from the annotation of a GenBank genome assembly. NCBI's taxonomy places the organism in Eukaryota, Viridiplantae, Streptophyta, Magnoliopsida, Asterales, Asteraceae.